AUGAGCACGCUCGCGGACAUCAAGGUGUUUUGUGGUAGGUGCACGUAUCUGACCGCAGGCUCGAGCCACCCGGAGCUCGCACAGCUGAUAUGCAGGCGGCUGGGCGUGCCGCUCGGCCAGUCGAGCGUAUCGAAGAACGAUGCGGGCGAGCUGCAGGUGCGCAUGCACGAGUCGGUGCGUGAGCACGACGUGUACAUUAUCAACACGUCGUGCGUGUCGUACGACCAGAAGGGCCACCCCGUGAGCCCCAACACCUCGCUCAUGGAGCUGCUGAUCAUGAUCAAUGCGUGCAAGACGGCGAGCGCGCGGCGUGUCACGGCGGUGAUCCCCCACUUUUUCUAUGCGCGCCAAGACAAGAAGGACAAGAGCCGUGCGCCGAUCUCGGCGCGCCUGAUCGCCAACAUGCUCGAGACGGCCGGCUGUGACCAUGUGAUUACCAUGGACCUGCACGCAUCGCAGAUCCAGGGCUUCUUCAAUGUGCCCGUGGACAACCUGUACUCGGAGCCAGCCGCGCUGCAGUAUGUGCGCGAGAUGCUCGACAUCGACCGCAUCGUCAUUCUGGGCGUCGACUUUGCGCUCUUCCACAAGGAGCGGAAAAAGGCCAACGAGGUCUCGCGUAUGGUCCUCGUAGGCGAUGCGCGCGGCAAGAUUGCCGUGCUCGUCGACGACAUGGCCGACACGUGCGGCACGCUCGACCUCGCGGCGCAGCGCCUCAAGGAGUGUGGUGCUGACCGCGUGCUGGCGAUCGUCACGCACGGUAUCCUCUCAGCGCCCGCGCUCGAGCGUAUCUCGAAGAGCAGCCUCGAGACACUCGUGGUAACGAACACGCUCCCUCAGACGGCCAACAAGACAAAGUGCCGCAAGAUUGAGGAAAUCGACAUUAGCCAUCUGCUUGCAGAGACGAUCCGGCGCUCACACUACGGUGAGAGUGUCUCGGUGCUCUUCUCGCAGAUCCCCUACGACACGAUCCAGCCGUACCGCCAUGGCGCCGACACGCCGUCUGCGAGCCCGCCGCGGUCUACGACGUCGUCGCCUGUGGCGGCAGGCCUCGCAGCGGCGACGGCGCCCGUCAUGUCCGCGGACAAGGAGGCGACGCAGCAUGCCGUGAUAGCGCCGAGCCCGCUACGCCGCGAGACGCUUCGCCACGAAUAG
This is a messenger RNA of Malassezia sympodialis ATCC 42132, 1152 nucleotides long. RefSeq lists its product as uncharacterized. The transcript is spliced from 4 exons. Gene Ontology annotation, biological process: 5-phosphoribose 1-diphosphate biosynthetic process; ribonucleoside monophosphate biosynthetic process; purine nucleotide biosynthetic process. Bases 1 to 1152 code for a protein of 383 amino acids. Gene Ontology annotation, molecular function: ATP binding; magnesium ion binding; ribose phosphate diphosphokinase activity. The record is from RefSeq and is a predicted model, not a curated record. Gene Ontology annotation, cellular component: cytoplasm; ribose phosphate diphosphokinase complex. NCBI's taxonomy places the organism in Eukaryota, Fungi, Basidiomycota, Malasseziomycetes, Malasseziales, Malasseziaceae.